Messenger RNA from Hippocampus comes (tiger tail seahorse), 928 nucleotides. Its product is annotated as multidrug and toxin extrusion protein 1-like. Gene Ontology annotation, molecular function: xenobiotic transmembrane transporter activity; antiporter activity. Bases 1 to 852 code for a protein of 283 amino acids. Gene Ontology annotation, cellular component: membrane. Gene Ontology annotation, biological process: transmembrane transport. NCBI's taxonomy places the organism in Eukaryota, Metazoa, Chordata, Actinopteri, Syngnathiformes, Syngnathidae. The transcript has 8 exons. The record is from RefSeq and is a predicted model, not a curated record.
AUGAAAAUCACUGACAACGCGGUUCAACCUCCCGAGGUUGUGGGGGCCAGCGAAGCCUCUUCUCUCGGCCUGUGGUUGGAACGCAUCGGAGGCUUCAACCUGACCAGCUACCGCACUGAGCUGAUUCUCCUUUUGAAGCUCGCAGGACCUAUGUUCCAUAGCACAUUUUCUCAUGGCUAUUUUUUUGUGCUUCAUAGUCUGGCACAACUUUAUGUGACGAUCUUCAUGCCUGCUCUACCGGUGGCAUUUAUGUACCAGCUGCUGGGAAGAUAUCUUCAGAACCAGGGAAUAAUUUGGCCUCAGGUCAUAACCGGUGCAAUUGCAAACAUCUUAAAUGCAGUUUUCAAUUAUGUCUUCCUCCAUCUUCUGCAUUUGGGAGUUGUUGGGUCUGCUGCAGCUAAUGCAUUCUCGCAGUGUGUUUUGUCCAUCAUCUUAUUUUCCUAUAUUUUCUGGAAGGGAUUGCACAAUUCCACGUGGGGAGGCUGGUCACCCGACUGUCUACAAGAGUGGGGACCCUUUUUCAAGCUGGCCAUGCCGAGCAUGCUCAUGUUUUGUAUGGAGUGGUGGGCUUUUGAAGUAGGAGGAUGCCUUGCUGGCAUCAUUAGUGAAGUUGAGCUGGGAGCCCAAUCUGUGAUGUAUCAGCUGACCAUUGUGGCUUUCAUGUUCCCCAUUGGAAUGGCUGCUGCGGCAAGUGUUCGAGUCGGCAAUGCUCUUGGGGCAGGAAACAGUGAGCAAGCCAAGCUGUCUUGCAAAGUUUCGAUCAUCUGUACAUCUGUCGUGGCCACUUGUAUUGGAGUUAGCAUCACACUGUCCAGGAAUGUUAUUGGCUACAUUUUCACCACAGACCCGUGAGUUACCACACCUUUAGUUGAUAUUGCAAUGCCCUUGUCUGCGGUUUGACGAUGGCGCGGUUACUGAUGCUUUUCAG